CGCGACAUUUAAUUCGUAUUGGAGAAAUAAGCUGAACAGACGUUUACAGCGUAGCAAUAAAUUAAUAUAAAAAGAAUCCGCAGUUUCUAUAGCGACUGUUGUUGAUGUGAGUGAUUCGAGUAAUUUAUAAAAUCGUUGCGCAAUAUAUGUGAUCCGUUAGCAAGCAAACAGCAAAGCUUACACCAAAAGCCCAUUGAUAACGGGCAUAUAAGUCAAGUGAUUUGUUGAAAAAAUCAGCAAAAAUAGGAAAAUCAAAUACAAAAAGUGAAACAGUCAAGAGUUCGUUUUAUGAAAACAAUUUGGACAAUUCAAAGAAAAUAAAUUAUUGGAGUGUUUGCAGUGAAAAAGACAAUUUCGACAAAAUGGUUGUAAUAGCACAAAAACCUCAAACCGCAGCAAAACUAUUAUGUGAGAACGAAAUCAGCAGCACAGUAACUAGUGCACUAAAGCUAGCAAUGAACGAGAACCGAUUGGUACUGGGGCUACUUGACUCCGUAAAAACACUGGCCAAGGCACCCGAAGACUCUCUGUUCUGUAUCAUGGCAGAACCGGAGAUCGGCGACAGUGCUACCCAUAUGCACGAAGUCUUGCUCGAGGCAUACUGUUACGAGAACGGCAUUUACAUCAUCAAAGUGGACAGUUCCAGUAAAUUGUGCCGAAUCAUUGGAACGUCUGACAUGGAAUCGUGUGUCCUUGUUCAGAAAUCAUUGGCAACGGGUGACGAUGCCGAGACCGAACAAUAUGCCGACGUUGAGGAUUUAUUAAUUGACCAUUGCGAAGCUUAUUGGGAUGUUCCCAUUCAACCGAUCAUCCAGCUACCGGAAUCUUGAAAUUAGUUUUAGGACAAGUUAUUUUGUGAAUAAAUUCAAACAUUGUAAAUUGUAUACAUCAGUGAUUCGAUGUCACAUGAAAUUGUAAUGUGUUUCGAUGAUGGUAUAAGCCAUGCGUUAUUGGCAUGAUGAAAAAUAUCUAACGAGUGGAGAAAGUGUAACCUGGCAUCUUAAUAAAUGUUAAUUUGACCUAAAACAUGUAAGAAACAAAAACUGUUAAUUUAAGCUGAAGAUCAUAAUGUCUAUAGUUAAGUCUUAUAUUCGAUGUCACUUAAUAUGUAAGAAUGUAAGGAGGACAAGUAACAGAAAUUAUUAAAAAAA
Bradysia coprophila is the source of this 1151-nucleotide messenger RNA. Its product is annotated as growth arrest and DNA damage-inducible protein GADD45 beta-like. Gene Ontology annotation, biological process: regulation of cell cycle. The record is from RefSeq and is a predicted model, not a curated record. NCBI's taxonomy places the organism in Eukaryota, Metazoa, Arthropoda, Insecta, Diptera, Sciaridae. Gene Ontology annotation, cellular component: cytoplasm; nucleus.